AUGUCGCUCACGUCGCGGGAAAUCCGCAUGAUUGCGUUGCUGAUUAUCGACACUUGCUUCUUCCUGCUUGAAGCCAUUGUUGGUUAUGCCGUUCAUUCACUCGCCCUUGUGGCCGACUCGUUCCACAUGCUUAACGACGUCUUCUCGCUGAUCAUCGCCCUCUGGGCCGUUCGAGUAGCCAAGUCUCGAGGAGCCGACUCCAAGUACACCUACGGCUGGCAGCGAGCCGAGAUUCUCGGAGCUCUGGCCAACGCCGUCUUCCUGCUGGCUCUGUGUCUGACCAUUCUGCUGGAGGCCAUCCAACGUCUUUUCGAGCCCCAAAUCAUCACCAACCCCAAGCUCAUCGCCGUUGUCGGUACCGCCGGUCUGUGUUCCAACAUUGUCGGACUACUGCUGUUCCACGAGCACGGCCACGCCGGACACAGCCACGGACAUGACCACGAUCACGAUCACGACCACGCCCACGACGAGGAGGAGGCUGUCGACACUGUGCUUGCCUCUCAGUUCACCGCGCCCACCGAGCAGACCUCUCUGCUCCAGCACCCCACUUCCCACCGACGAUCCAUCUCCAACAUUGACUCGUCCGAACAUGCUACACACUUCCACGCCAAGAAGAAGAAUGAGCAGAAGAAGAAGGUCUCUCUCAACAUGCAGGGCGUCUUCCUGCACGUUAUGGGCGAUGCUCUUGGAAACAUUGGUGUCAUUGCCACCGCCUUCUUCAUCUGGAAGACCGACUACUCAUGGAAGUACUACGCUGAUCCCGUCAUCUCUCUCGUUAUCACUGUCAUCAUCUUCUCCUCGGCUCUGCCUCUCUGUCGAUCCACCUCUUCCAUUCUGCUUCAAGCCGUUCCCCAGAACAUCAACGCGGAGGACGUCAAGAACGAAAUUGUGGCUCUCGACGGUGUCGAGGAGCUGCACGACCUGCACAUCUGGAUCCUCAAGGAAGACACCUUCGUCGCCACUCUGCAUGUCGGCGUGGCCUCCGACCCUUCUGAGUUCAUGACUCUGUCUAAUGACAUCAAGAAGAUUUUCCACGAACACGGCAUCAACUCAGUCACCAUCCAGCCUGAGUUCAAUGUUGCCACUGGUAGCACCACUCCCGACAAGCACCAGUAUCACGUUUCCGUCGGAGGCCUGAGAUCCGCCAACUCCAACGGCUGUCUCGCUCCCCAGUAA
Yarrowia lipolytica CLIB122 is the source of this 1176-nucleotide messenger RNA. RefSeq lists its product as uncharacterized. Gene Ontology annotation, cellular component: fungal-type vacuole membrane. Gene Ontology annotation, biological process: intracellular zinc ion homeostasis; zinc ion transmembrane transport. Gene Ontology annotation, molecular function: zinc ion transmembrane transporter activity. The record is from RefSeq and is a predicted model, not a curated record. NCBI's taxonomy places the organism in Eukaryota, Fungi, Ascomycota, Dipodascomycetes, Dipodascales.